Messenger RNA from Phytophthora megakarya, 309 nucleotides. The record is from the annotation of a GenBank genome assembly. NCBI's taxonomy places the organism in Eukaryota, Oomycota, Peronosporomycetes, Peronosporales, Peronosporaceae.
AUGGAAACAUACAGAGCACGUACCCGUCCCAAAUCAUCUCCAUGGGUCACAUUCCAUUGUUGCCGCGAUCCUUCAAAGGGAACACCAAAUUUGUUCACCGGUUAUCUAAUCGCUAAGACUGGAUCAUCGCAAGAAACGCAAACAGUAGCGGAAAACUACGAGAAAUGCGUCUUCAGGCAGUUCGGCGCAAGUGAGGUCAUCAGACAUGCUCGAGAACCAGGGUUCAUGGUGGAUUUCUUCCGUUCGUUCGGUCGAAUAGUGACGAUAAAACAACGUGCGAUGAUGGCAUACCGCACUCGAGGUAAUUAA